Molecule: messenger RNA, 684 nt
Organism: Paramuricea clavata
Lineage: Eukaryota; Metazoa; Cnidaria; Anthozoa; Malacalcyonacea; Plexauridae
Source: the annotation of a GenBank genome assembly
AUGGAGAUCCAUGGCAUUGAGUUUGUAACAGUCACCCCUUUAUGGCCACAGGGCAACUCAGAAGCGGAGUUAUUCAUGAAACCAUUGCUUAAGUCCAUUCUAACAGCUCGAACACAGGGCCGAAAUUGGAAAAAAGAAUUAUUCACCUUCCUCCUGAACUAUCGAGCGACUCCCCACAGCACCACAAAAGUUGCCCCAGCCGAACUCCUGUUUAACAGAACAAUUCGCACCAAGUUACCACAACAAUACACUUCAUCAAAACCAAUCGACAAGCAUAUCAUGGCAAAAGAGAAUGAUCACAAUUCCAAAGGUCAAAUGAAAAGGUAUACUGAUCAGGCGAGGCACACAAAGAAGACUCUGAUUAACGUUGGUGAUUUGGUUAUAUAUAAACAACAAAAGAGGAACAAGUUUUCAACAAAAUUCAAUCCAGCCCCCUACAAAGUGAUCAAAGUCCACGGUGCCACAGUUACAGCCCAACGACACUCUCGUCAAAUUACCAGAAACAUAUCCUAUUUCAAGCGUCUUAACCUUGGUGAAAAAGAGCGACAAUACCAUCUUGAUGAUCAACUGUCAGAUGAAGAAGAGGAUGAGAUAGUAAGAAACGAACAGGAUCAAGAAAACGAAGAGGAUGCAAGAAGUAACCCUACAAGGGAUACUCGGCAAUUCUCAGUCAUUAACUUAUGA